Messenger RNA from Durusdinium trenchii, 828 nucleotides. Lineage: Eukaryota; Dinophyceae; Suessiales; Symbiodiniaceae. The record is from the annotation of a GenBank genome assembly.
AUGUGCGCUGCAACUUGCUCUAGGGAUGCCAAUCAAGCGGGCUCAUGGAUUUGCUGUAACAUCAUUCGUCCACUGAUCCUGAUGGUGCGAUCCCAAACUUCUGACUGUUUGAGGAUGUCAAGGUUUUGUGUCAAGGCUGUUCCAAAGAUCCUUCACUUUUUGUGGUUUUGCAGUGCCAUCCCGGAGCACAUCGUGAAACGCAUUGUGAGCUUUGCAGAAAUGAAUCCAACCUACAAGGUCAUGAUUCUGGUUGAUGUUGCUCCGAACCAGCGGGAGGUGGACUUGAUGAAUUCACCACAGGUGGUCAACCGUCCUGGUGGAGGUAUCGUUGUGCACUACUUGCAUUCAUAUGAGAAUGACUUCCGCACCAUGGACAUAUUGAAGUGGAUGGACAACAUCAGUCACAACCCUGUCCACAAGCACAAAUGUGCUGGUAUGUCCGACGUUGCUCGUUUGGAGACGCUCUACAGGUAUGGAGGUAUCUACAUGGAUACCGAUUUCGUUCCUGACCGUCCCUUUGCCGACUAUGGUGACACCUUCAGAUGGCCUUUCGUUACCCACAAGGUGUGUGGCAUCAACAUCAUCAACUCCAUUCUGUCCUUCGACAAGAAGUCGGGCUUCUUGGAUUUUGCAUUGGAGGCCUACAAGGAGAACUGCCUGAAAUUCAGGAACUGCAUGCCAGAGGGUGGAGCUGGCCCUCCUUUCCUUGCAAUGGCGAUUUUGCGUUACAACAGCUCGGACAUUGCGCUGAUUGGGCAGCAGUUCUUCCACGACUCGAGACAUCAAGUCGUGUCUCACCUCACAGAAAAUUCGUGGGGGCAACGCUAA